CAUGAAAGAAGACCAUGACUCGCAAGUCGCAACGGUUACUUGACUCACUGAGUGAACUCGCUCUCCCUCUGUUGGCUGCUGUUGCUUUCCUUCCUCUUCUCUUUCUUUUCUCUACCUCUGCGCUGCACACACACGCUUACGCUUUUCUCUUUCCCGCUCGGUGCCCAUUUUCGUCUUUUCGCUCUCCAUCUUCCUCCUCGCAAAAUCAGACGGCGCACUUUCCUCCACGUCACCAUCGUCUUCUUCAUCCCCACUGCGACCUCUCCUACACACACAUACAUCUAUAAUAAUUUUAUUAUAUAUUUACAUAAAAUAACCGCUUCGUCUUUUACCUCUAGCCUUAGGGUUUCUCUCAUCUUCACCCAAACACAAUCUCUCUUUCCUCUCUCCCCCGCUCGCUCUACGAACCUUCAAAUUCUCGAGCCCUUCAUGUCUCAGACUUAGUGCUCUGCUGGUCAAUUUCGCCAUUGAAGCUUGUUCCAGGGUUUUUUAUUCGGUGAUGGUUUGAAAUUUGGGGAUUCGGUGAAUUUGGAGGUGGUUCUAGUGUAAAAUUGUGAAUCUGUUUGCUUUUGGCGGGUUGGGUUUUGGUUGUUAGAAUUCAUGGCUAUUGAGAAGAACAACUUCAAGGUUUCGAGGUUUGAUUCAGAGUUUUCUCCCGGUAGUAGGAAGAGUAUGUCUAGUGACGAGGAUGAGCUACAACAGCGUAGCUCUGCUGCUGAAUCUGAUGAUGAUGAUGAAUUUGAUGAUGCGGACUCGGGGGCGGGGUCUGAUGACUUUGAUUUGUUGGAAUUGGGGGAAACUGGUGUGGAGUUUUGCCAAGUUGGGAGUCAGACUUGCAGCAUUCCUUUUGAGCUGUAUGAUAUUCCAAGUCUUGAAGAUAUACUGUCAGUGGAUGUAUGGAAUGAGUGCUUGAGUGAGGAGGAGCAGUUUGGCCUCACUAAGUAUCUGCCUGAUUUGGACCAGGAGACCUUUAUGAUUACCUUGAAAGAGCUUUUUACAGGUUGUAACUUCCAUUUUGGGAGCCCUGUUAAGAAGUUGUUUGAUAUGUUGAAGGGAGGUUUGUGUGAGCCGAGAGUUGCUCUUUACCGGGAGGGUUUGAAUUUCUUUCAGAAGCGGCAACACUAUAAUAUUUUGAGGAAGCAUCAGAAUAAUAUGGUUAGUAAUCUCUGUCAGAUAAGGGAUGCUUGGCUUAAUUGCAAGGGAUAUAGUAUUGAGGAGAGGCUCCGGGUGUUGAAUAUUAUGAGAAUCCAGAAGAGUUUGAUGGGUGAGAAGAUGGAAGAUAUGGAGACUGACUCCUCAGAAAGGGAGUCGGGUGAAGGCUUACAGAUCAACAAGAUCAAGGACAGGAAAGUUGCACAGAAAAUCGCUCGUUAUUCUCCAUACGGGGUGGGUACAAAUGUGGAUUUUGCAUCAAGAGGGCGGUCAUCGGCUAUGGAACUGGCAAAAUAUGGAAAGCAGAAUCCAAAAGGUAUACUGAAGAUGGCUGGGUCGAAGACUUCUUCAGCAAAAGAACUAGCAAGCCAUUCUGGACCAUACAGUUCAGCAGUCACUCUUCCUCAGCAGAUUAAGGCCGGAGGGUAUGAUUCCAGGGCAACACUCAGAAUGAGGGAUCAGUUGAUAAGUGGUGAUGAUGUUGAAGACACAACAUAUGGAAUUGGUGUCCAGCGAGAUAGAAGUGUGACUCGUAGUAGCUUGAUGGACAAGUCUGGUGUUUUCAAAGUGGGAAAGAAGCUGGACCUAUCAAGAGGUGAUGAAUUAAUCACUGACACCUUGCUGGGUGUGCCUGUCUCCUCAAAGACUGAUGUACAUGCCUAUGGUAGGAACCGCAAUGCAAACCUUUUGUCAGAGUCAAAGGUAAUAACAGCAAAACCUCCUAACUUGAGGACCCCCUAUGAUUUUGGUAAAAAGGCCAAGUAUCCAGAAAAUGUUCAGCAAUUUACAGUUGGGGAUCAGAUGAAGUCCUUGAAAAGCAGACUUCCACAACCACCACUAAGAGGAGAUCGAGCUGACUCGUCAGAUCGCGCAGAACUAUUCUGGCAUAACAGGAAUGAAGGGGAGACUUUUCCUAUGGAUUCACCCUUAAGAGCGGAUGACUGGAAUGUUAGGAGCAAGAAAUGGAAGAUUGGGAGGGAGUCUCCUGAUUUAAAUUACAAAUCAUAUAGAGCUUCCCCACCACAGAUGAAUGAUAGAUUUUUGUCUUCUGAAUUUAGAGCAAAACCAUUUCAAGAGAAGAUAAGAGGGAAUAGAGUACAAAAUGGAGGAUCAGACAUGGUGGCAUUGAAAAGUAAUAGAAUGUUUGUUAAAAAUGAAGAUACAGAAUCAGACUCAUCAGAGCAAUUUGAGGAUGAUGAGGAUAGCAACCCUUUGUUGAGGAGUAAGCUGGCUUAUCCUAGUGGUGUUAUGGAGGCUUCACCAUCUUCUUUGUUGAAGCCUGCUCUAGAUGCAAAAAGAGGCAAAUAUGUGAAGAAAGAGGCGAAAGAUAGUUUACGGGCCCUUGAUGGGAUCAAUUACCCCUCCAACAAGAUGGGUGGUUUUGUUGAACAUGGACAUAUGCGUAGUCUAGAAACCUAUACUGCCAAAGCAAAACAAAAGGGUAAGAUGCGAGACAAUAGUCCCAUGCAUAAUUCUUCGACCAGAGUUUUGGAAGAACGCUAUAUCUCGGGCUUGGGUAAAUUUCAUGAUGAGGAUGAUGAUUAUGAUGAACAGAAACAAAUCUACAAAUUGGGCAAGAAUGCCCAAUUUGAAGGGGAAGCUGGUGAAAGGUUGCACAUACCUUCAUGGAAGACCUACCCUACUACGGGAAAGCAGAAAAGAGAAGUUGGCCAUGAUCAUUCUGUACCACAGUCUCGUUAUUUUGUUGAUGAGGAGGAUGACUCACUUGAAAUGCGAUCGCUAGCUAAUGGUAGUGGACAUGGUAGAUUCAGGAAGAAAGGUCAGAACACUGAAGCAUAUGUGAGUGAUCGCCAUGAACGAAUUGAGGUCCCACUAUUAGGGUGCAAUUUGAUGACAAAGAAGCGGAAAGGUAAGGAGGAUUCAGACACUGGGAGAGGAGAUGACGAUGGUGACUUACAGUCUAACCAUUUGCAACGUAGUGUUGAUUCCAAUUCCUUGAAAAAAAAGGCAAAGAGGAAGGUGGAGAAUGACGUCAGCUCAGAUGUAGAAAUUUCUGAUCCACCAAUUACAGAAAUGGGAGCAACAGAUAUGGAGCCGGAAACCAAGCCCCAGAAAAAACCAUUUAUUCCAAUUACACCUACGGUUCAUACUGGCUUCUCAUUCUCGAUUGUACAUCUUCUUUCAGCUGUUCGCUUGGCAAUGAUCACUCCACUUUCGGAAGAUGCUUUUGAUGUUGGGGGACCUAUAGAUGAGCAGAACAAAAAUCACGAGGGUUGUGUAAAUGGGGUUCUUUCUCGUCAAAAGGUGGAUGCCAAUAACUCAGAGCUUGCUGGAGAAGUGAAUAUGCCUUCUCUAACAGUUCAGGAGAUUGUGAACCGUGUUAGAUCGAAUCCAGGAGAUCCUUGUAUUCUUGAGACACAAGAGCCACUUCAGGAUCUGGUGAGAGGAGUUCUAAAGAUAUUUUCUUCAAAAACAGCACCUUUAGGAGCAAAGGGUUGGAAGACACUGGCCGCCUAUGAAAAAGCUACAAAAAGCUGGGCAUGGACUGGUCCAGUUUCUCAUGGUUCAUCAGAUCAUGAAACCAGUGAUGAGGUGACAUCUCCUGAAGCGUGGGGUCUUCCUCACAAAAUGCUUGUCAAGUUGGUUGAUUCGUUUGCUAAUUGGCUCAAAUGUGGGCAAGAGACCCUUCAACAAAUCGGAAUUCUUCCGGAACCGCCCUUGGAGUUGAUGCAGCUCAACCUGGAUGAGAAAGAACGGUUCAGGGACCUAAGAGCUCAAAAGAGUCUUAACACCAUUAACCCAAGUUCUGAAGAAGUGAGAGCUUAUUUCCGUAAGGAGGAAGUUCUCAGGUAUUCAAUUCCAGACAGGGCCUUCUCUUACACAGCAGCUGAUGGUAAAAAAUCCAUUGUUGCCCCAUUAAGAAGGUGUGGCGGUAAGCCAACAUCAAAAGCUCGAGAUCACUUUAUGCUGAAACGUGAUCGACCACCACAUGUUACAAUUCUUUGUCUUGUGAGAGAUGCAGCUGCAAGAUUGCCUGGAAGUAUUGGCACCAGAGCAGAUGUUUGUACUUUGAUAAGAGAUUCUCAGUACAUUGUUGAAGACGUCUCUGAUGCCCAAGUUAAUCAAGUUGUUAGUGGAGCCCUGGACCGUUUGCAUUAUGAGCGUGAUCCUUGUGUGCAAUUUGAUGGGGAAAGAAAAUUAUGGGUCUAUUUGCAUAGAGAAAGAGAAGAAGAAGAUUUUGAAGAUGACGGUACUUCAUCUACAAAGAAAUGGAAGAGGCAGAAAAAGGAUUCUGCCGAGCAACCUGACCAAGGAGCAGUAACAGUGGCUUAUCAUGGGACUGGGGAACAAGCUGGAUAUGAUUUGUGCUCUGAUCUCAAUGUUGAGCCAUCAUCAUGUUUGGAUGAUGUGAGGCAAGAAGUUGAGGAGGAUAAUGUUGAUACCAAUCACGGGUCUGAACAAGAUGAAAUGCACCAAGAUGAUCCAAUUCUUUGGGAGGAGGGUCUGGGCUUAAAUCCAAUGCGAGAAAACAAAUUGCUAUGUCAGGAAAAUUCCACGAAUGAAGAUUUUGAUGAUGAAACGUUUGGGAGAGAAAGGACAGUUGGGCUCUUGAGUGCAAGCUUACUAUGAGGUCUUCUUCAGGCAUCAGAUCGCCUUGUCGUUCCCAAGUCAAGGAGUGUGUUAUACAUUGAAGGUGCAGUAUUUUUGCAUAUAUAUAUAUAUUGAUUCUAUCAGGAAAUGUAGAAUAGAAAUUUAGUCUUGUUUGAGGCUCAUCAUGGGUUGAUACAGGUGGAUAUCUAUAUAUAGUUCUGCCUUUCAUAAAUAAAUUUUUUUGGUUUUUAUAUGUAGAUUAUGCUAAAAAAAGGAAAAAGAAAAGUAGUUCAUAAUGUAGAUUGAGCAAUAUGGCCGAUCCAA
Prunus avium (sweet cherry) is the source of this 5028-nucleotide messenger RNA. RefSeq names its product nuclear factor kappa-B-binding-like protein. Gene Ontology annotation, cellular component: Ino80 complex. Lineage: Eukaryota; Viridiplantae; Streptophyta; Magnoliopsida; Rosales; Rosaceae. The record is from RefSeq and is a predicted model, not a curated record.